Messenger RNA from Tachysurus fulvidraco (yellow catfish), 4552 nucleotides. It is a transcript of the gene ldlrad2, whose product is annotated as low density lipoprotein receptor class A domain containing 2. The coding region runs from base 1997 to 3136 and encodes 379 amino acids. Gene Ontology annotation, molecular function: protein binding. NCBI's taxonomy places the organism in Eukaryota, Metazoa, Chordata, Actinopteri, Siluriformes, Bagridae. The transcript has 5 exons. The record is from RefSeq and is a predicted model, not a curated record.
UUUGAGGCGUACGUACUUACGUAGGUCGUGUCGUUGCGUCAGACGUCAGGGUCGCCCUACGCGCAACCCUGUCGACGAGUGCGCAUGCGCGCUCUGUAAAGUCAGCCAGUCUUUUUUAUUAUUAUUGAAUUAUUCAUUAAAAUUAUAGGUAUUUUCAAUUAUUAAUUAGUCAAUCAAGCAAUGCUAAAUUUGUCAGCCAUCCCUAGGACCACCAGAUUAUGUUAGGUUUGUUGAUUAUGAAUUCAAUCAAGAAAUGGAAGCCUUUAUUAUCACCACAUUUAUAUUACAGCACAGAGGAAUCAUUUUCUUCAUGUAUCCCAGAUAUAUAAGAGGUUGCGGUCAGAGCGCAGGAGCAGCUAUGAUACAGUGCCCCUGGAGAAGGGAGGGUUAAGGGUCCAAGGCCCUAACAGUGGCAGCUUGGCAGUGCUGGGGCUUGAACCCUGAUCCUCUGAUCAACAACCCAGGGCCAUCACUGCCCGUUUAUGAUUUAUGAUUCUCGACACAUUUCUGGGCUAUCCGUACACAUCAGAAUAAAAAAAAAAACAACAACAAAACAACAAUCUAUUUCUUCGGUGUGGUUCUUACAGUCCCAUUCCUCUGACACAUAACAUCUCUGACAAUGAAUUCAACGUAAAUUGUCGUUGACUUUCUAGAAGAGAAAAAUGUGUGCCUAUAGAAAUUCUGUAUGAUUCUUAUUCACUCACUCUCACUCAUUUUCUACCGCUUUUAUCCGAACUACCUUGGGUCACGGGGAGCCUGUGCCUAUCUCAGGCGUCAUCGGGCAUCAGUUUCUAUUAUUCCCAAUGAGCAAUAUACUAAAUAAUACAGUACAGGACGAAACAAAUUGUGACCUUGAUCAUAGUAGAUGUUCAAAAGUGAUGACUAAACAAUAUAAACAAAAGAAUUUAAUAGAUAUAGGUGUAUUUCCGUGUAAGUUUAAUUUGAGCUUUUUUUUAUGAUGCUCCUAAACGUCACCCCUGAACUGGUGUGACAGAAUGGUCUGAGUGUCACCAGGGGUUCAAGCUUCAGUACAAACAUCAGACCUCUUCUGCUCCAGGCGUUCAGUUUUAUAAGGUUAGGGAGUACAGCCAGGAAUGUUGAAUACAGGGAAGCUUUAGAUAGUAAACACCUCAUGAAUAUGCUUGUAAUAACAUGAUCACUCUCCUUCACUCACUUACACUGUAGAGUUAAUUAAAAACGUGUCCUUUUCCUAAUAAGAUUAGUAAAAUCACUGAUACGGUUAAAUAUAUCAUGUAUUGAUUGAAUGUUUUUCCUCCUCCUCUUUUAACUUUUUUGAAUGUGUUUGUGUGUGUUUUAUUCAUUAUAUAUAAUAUGACAGACAAAUAUGUUGUAAUAUUCAAAAAUAGGCCAUGCUACACGCCGUGUAUUAAUUAAAAAAGGGGCGGGGCAUGUAUAUUUUAGGGCGGUUCUAAUUAGCAUAUGUCUACAUUCUGAAAUGAGAGGGAAAGCCAAUUUCUAGACGUUGCAUCUGGCUGUGCGUGUGUGUUUUACUGUUACACGCGAAUGACAUGUCACACGCUAUAACACGCUUUUUUGGGGUAGCAUUUAAGUGGCUUGGAGUAUGUGUGAUAAGGAUCUGAGUCUGAUGGUCGGUUACCGCACUCUCAACAUCGAAGGUGAUGAUGAUGAUGUUGAUGAUGAUGAUGAUGAAGGUAGCGGUGAUGGUGAUGGUGGUGAAAGGAAGGAGCCCCUCCUUGUGAGCGCGUGGUCUUUUGGGGGUGCCCUGUUGCCAUGAAAACGGCGCGGACGCGUGGACGUGACGAAGAGGCAUCAAAAGUGAUGAAGCAGGAUCAGCUCAUGAGGCGGAAAGCCAUCCAGCAUUAGGACUUAAUAACAGACGCUUAUAACAGCCAUAUGACCGGAUCUCGCAUCAUGGGGAUCACGUGUUAAACUGUUCUAAUGUUAAAAUGCAGUUUAGGGAUUUAUAAGGCUUGAGAAACUUGGGAGGAAAAACAGUGCAGACUUGUGACUCCUCAUGGCCAAACUUCGGUUUACAUGGUUUGUUCUUCUGAGUCUAAUGCCACUGCAAACUGAUGCCAUCGAGACAGUGAACGUGGUGGAUUUCUGUGGCCAGACAGUACGGGGGGACGGUAUGAUCGUCCGGUCCCACCAGGAGUCGCGCAGGUACUAUUUUGUCAGCAUGGGUACUGACUGCCACCUGACCAUGCGGGCAGCCACACCCCGUGACAAGGUGCAGUUCCAGUUUCGAUUCUUCCUGGUUUACAGCUUACUGCGCGUGUCACCCUUCAGCCCCAUACCCCACUUCCCAGAGUCGGCCCGGGGUCCAGCAAAUUCGGGGUCGACACGACCUGACCAGCGCAUGGAGCCGACGACAGACCAGGCCCAAGGAGAUCCGUGUCACGCUGGCUCUUACAUCCAGUUCUAUGAUGGUCAUGAUAAGAUGGCACCACCUAUCGGGCCUCCACUUUGUGGAAAGAGCCUGCCACGCCCAGUCCUGUCCACUGGAAACUAUCUGACUCUGCGACUGGUGACAAGGGGGACUCAACCACGUGUGGACUUUGUUGGGGACUUCACUUCAUUCAGACUGGGGUUUAAUCAGUCUGAAUGCAGCAGUGAACCCUACUUUACCUGCCAAAAUGGGAAAUGCAUCCCACUGAGCCUGGUGUGCAGCGAUGACAAGGGAAUCGACAACUGCGGAGAUGGCACGGACCUGCAAGUGUACCCAGGAUGCAACAGUCCGUUGUUUGCAGAUAGCACACGUCAGCCAUAUGCAACUCCUCCGUCCAUGCUGAAUGUGGCCACCAUGAAGGCAUCAACUGUGGAGAAGUGCAGUGGCCCAAACCUCAUCCCUGACAUUGAUUCUGUCACUGAUUCUCCUCCGUACGUGUCUCUGCUGGCGCUCUAUGUGGUUCUGGGAGUUCUGGUGGGUUCUGUGGUCGUGUGCUGGUGCUGCUGGUCUCCCGGCUGGUUCCUCUGGAGAAUGAGCGUGUGCCGUUUCCUGCCAUGCUGCAACUCCUGCUGUGCCUCUUGUCAGCUUUGCAGCCGGAGCUGCAUGCAGAACAAAGAGCACCGGUUGGCCAAAGUCGCGCCGCAGCAAGCCUCUGCGCCUGCAGCCUCCACCACCACCACCACCACCACCAGCAUGGCCGUGUAGUCCACACACGAGGACUCGCUGAUGGAUUGACAGAGAAAGACAUUGCGGUGGUGACAUUUUCAUCAGGGCACGUGCUCAAAGACUAUAGAAUAUUUUGUUUUCUGUCUGCUGCUUGUAUGAGAAAUCGAGUGUAAUCAUGUUGUUCAGACUAAAGAUUUGUGCAGUUCAGUAUCAUGUGUUGCUCACUGGAUAAAGUGAAGACAUCAGUAUUCUCACAGUGACCCCAGGCACUCUGUGAUCAUUUAUAAACAGCAAAUGGACCUCAAAGAAGUAUUCACAGUCACCUUUCGGGAAAGGGCUGUGCACAAAAGGCGUUCAAGUCUGGACAAAUUCUGUUUUCGAAACGACAGUCCAAACAGUGUCACUAUUCCUUCAGCUAUUGUUGAAGAUGCUUACAUAACAGCUAUGAGUCUCGGUGUCAGCUUGGCACGUUGCUCUGUAGUGAUGAGAUGCAUUUUUCUUCACGGCUGUUGCUCAGUUACAGAUCUGUGUCCUGUUCUCCCAGAGGUCAUGUCCUGAAGCGUGCACUCUGCUCUUUUACACUCUGUAACAAAGCCCCACCACACCACACCACAGCUCAAUUACCGCUCACUUACUCCUCACGUACUCCUCACUUUCUAUUCAGUAUCAUUUUCUCCUUAGUCCUGGUUUGGCUUUAGUCUCACUUUGCCUUUAGUUUAAGUCUCACUUUUUGUUCCCAUGCAGGUUUGGGCUUAAUUUCAGUUUGGGUUUAUUUAUGGGUCAGUUUGAGUCUCGGUACUGCUGGGAAAUGUUAUAUUGGUGACGGUUACACUAGUGAGCAAAAACUGAGAUUAAACUCAAACUGAAACUGAACCCCGAAUCAACAGCCAUUUAAAAUAAAGCUCUGACUAAAGUCUGUUUUAUGCUCAGUUCUGUGUUUAGUAAAGUCGCUCUCUGAAACAGGAUCCAUUGUUGAUUUUUUGACUUUUCUUAUAUUUAUUUCUUAUUUUUCUGAUCCACUGUAAUCUAAAUUUGAUACCAAAAUGAAAAGUAUCUGGAACUGGGUUUAGUCUGGGUUUGAGUUUACAGCAGUCUGAAGCAGUGAUUAGUAUGAUGUUUCUCUCUGGCUUUCUGCUCUGCUCGUGUUGAUGCGCUGCUGGAGAAGUUUGGGGCAGACAUGAAAAAUAACAUAAUUAUACACAGUAUUUUAAAGAAAGAUAUUUCGAAGAUUGAUGAAUUAUUAUACCAAAAACUGUUAGUCUCUUUUCAUGUGUUUAGAUAUAGAUUUUUAUGUCCUUUUCUUGUAGUAUUUUCAAAGUAGAUAGUUUGAUAUCAGUGUGGAUUAAACUGUGUUUGUUUUUGUUCAUGGUUGAGAAAAUUUUGAAUGUAAAUACAGAUAUAAUGUGUGAUUUAUGCUUUUCAUACGAGCUCUGGAGCAUUCACAUUAAAACAGUG